Molecule: messenger RNA, 2910 nt
Organism: Symbiodinium sp. CCMP2456
Lineage: Eukaryota; Dinophyceae; Suessiales; Symbiodiniaceae
Source: the annotation of a GenBank genome assembly
AUGGAGCGUCUAUGGCUUCUGCUCCUCCCUGCUGCUAGAGCAGUCGUGCAUGAUGCUUACUUCAUUGACUCCCUUCAGAAAAACAACGAAACGUGGCGUGCCGAAGAUGCUGAGAUCAACCAAAAGCUGAAUGCGCUGGAAGCUCGAUUCCGAAAGAAGCCCAACAUCAUCUACAUCUUAGCAGACGACAUUGGCUGGGGCGAGUUGGGAUGGCAGGGUGGGGGCAAGCACCGUGGAACACCCACAGAUGGAUUGGAUGCCAUGGCCUUCGAGGGCAUGCGGUUUUGGUCUUCCUACGCCGAGCCUUCCUGCACUCCCUCCAGAACGGCUAUCAUGACAGGCCGCCACCCUGUGCGGACGGGUCUAUUGAAGGUGCUGUGGCCUGGCCAGACAGACGGCCUCUCGCCCGAGGAGUUCACCCUAGCCGAGGCGCUCUCGGCGGCCGGUUACCAUACCGCCAUGUGGGGCAAGUGGCUUCGACUACGCAUAUUACGGUCUGUUCAAUGGGGCACCGGACAAUUGGACAUGUAUGAGUCCUCGCCCAAUGCCCACCGUGGAAUGUUCUACGACUUCCCCGGCGUAGAGGCGUAUCGAGAAGAGACGGGCAUCGACCUCUCGGAGUGCGCCUUUGUCGGACGCCGCGGAGAGCCGCGGCAGCGACUCGAGGGCCCGGCCGGGACGCUGGGCCCCCGCAGGCAGGAGUACUUCGAAGAAGAGUCCAUCAAUCAGAUCACCAGGUACGUGCAGGAGAAGGCCAAAGACGAGAAGCCCUUCUUCAUCUACUGGGCGACCUACACGCAGCAACUGCAAGGUUCGACACCGCAGAUGAAGGAUCCACAUGUCGACAAGGCAAAUGCACAGGCGUCGAUGAUGGCAGCACACAGCAAGUACGUUACUCGGCUACUGGAGACCUUGAAAAAGGAGGGCAUUGCGGAGAACACCCUGGUAGUUUGGUUCAGCGACAACGGGCCAAUGUAUGCCUUCUUCCCGAACUCAGGCUACUCCUGGCUGCGGGGCGGGAAGGGCACUGUGCUGGAGGGUGGCGUGCGGGUGCCGGCGAUGGCCUGGUGGCCUGGGAUGAUCCAGCCUCGGCAGGAUCCUGUGGACCUGCUCCACCUCACCGAUCUUUAUACCACGGCUGCUCGCCUGGGUGGUGCGUUGUCCCACAUACCCGAGGAUCGCGUCUUGGACGGCGUCGACCAGGCCUUUGCUGCUGGCAAGCUGCGCCCCGAUCAUCGGUUCCUCCGAACUCCGAACAGGUUGGGCGCGAUUCGCCACAAAGACUUCAAGGUCCACUUGAAGGAGAGCAAGGGAGGAUUGCCGAACAUGGAGUUCUACAACGUCAGGGCAGAGGCGCGCGCCUAUGCCGACGAGCAGGGCUUCGCAGAGCCGAGACGACUCUCCGAGCCUGGGCCCGAGCCGCGAGCGGAGCAGAGCCUUGGCUCCGAUUCGAAGCAGCCGGGCAGACAGGCCGAGCACCGCGUCGUGAGGUUGUCAGGGACUGCCGUGACAAUGCCAGAUCGCGCAGUACAGCUCACACCCAAAGCGCAAGGCGUUGAAAGGCUGCUGAUUUGGCUCGAGGGCGGCGAGGACCUCUUCUACCGCAGCUCCCCACUUGAGCGCAGCCUUACCAUCGGGAUCUUUGGGAUCCUGGUUGCCAGCGUGGGAUUUGCGGCCUUCUCCAACUGUCUCGGCGACCGCUGCGCGUCGGAGCGAGCGCGCAGGCAAAGCUUGGCCUCGGAGGUGGCGAGGCUCCGCAGUGAGCUGAGCGUGUACCCAGUGCACCCUGCCUUGGCCUCCGGCGCUUUCUCUGCAGGAGAAGACCUUCCGCAGAGGCCAGAGCCAGAGCCAGAACCUGCUUAUGCCCCCGCUUUUCACCUGCGGGGGGCGGGGGCGGCGGUGAGUGAGAGCGAGGCCGACCUGGGUAUCGACGGAGUGCCAGGAGUGCGUGGAACGCAGUUUGCGCUGCGCCGAGGAAGUGGCGGAAGCUUUGCCAUGGUCCGAGCUUUGGCUUUGGCGGCUCUGGCCUCUCUGGCCCGAGCGCAGAACUGGCCCGCGUGUCAGGAGCAGAACACUGUGAUUCGAAACGCGGGAAAGGCGCUCUUCACGAACCUGCAAGGUUACGGCGCAGUCAUCGGCUGCUUCCUCGACGAUUGCAUGAGCAGCGACAAAUUCGUGGCUAAUGAGAUCGAGUCCUGCGCAAAGGUGUGCUUCUCCUUGCCUGAGUGCACGCAUUGGGUGUGGGGAACCGAGGAGGGUGAGCAAAAGUGCUGGUUCCGAACCGGUGACGAUGGACGGGAAGCAGGCGAGGGCUGGAUCUCCGGGUCCAAGAGUUGCUACCCACCCGGUACGACAGUGCUACCCUUGGGCAACUCCGAGUGCUGGGCCGAGGGCUUCGGCUAUGAGAACUGCUGCGAAGCGAAGUUCGGGCCCAACGGCAAUGCUCAGUGCUGGGAUGGCGUCUACAACUACGACCGCCUGGGACUCUCAAAGAGCACCGAACAAGAGGAUCCUAGAGAGGUAGCCAUUUUGGCACCAGAGAGGUUUUGGUUCAAGCGAUGGGGGCGCAGACUGCAAAGCCGGGAGACUACUCUAAAACAGAUCAUUUGGGUACUCAAUUUGUUGCCAGUUUCGGGGAUGCCCUGCAAGAUGGCGCCCGUGGCGGUUUUGUUUGCGGGGGCCAGCGGGAUCCAGAUAUAUCUGUGCUUGAUUCCUAGGUCCCAUGUUCUUGCUUUGCAUGUUGGGGGGGGGGGGGGUGGCCCGGGACUCGAGAGCAUAUAUAUUAAUAUAUAUAUAUAUACACACACAUACAUAUGUAUAUACACACAUACAUGCACAUAUACAUACACAUACACACAAACGCACACACGUGAUGCGUGCUGUACUUUGUUCCAUCUGUUUGCCAGCUGA